AUGCUUCAAGACGAUGUCAUUUUAUCAUAUGUCACACUUGAACGCAUUACACAAGGAUCAUCAACACAGACAAAGAACUUAAGCAGAAGUUCAACCAAGGCUAUCGAAAGUUGUGGUUGCAGCUCAACAUUGAAACAGUAUUCUGUAUUGUGGAACAUUGCUCAAAAAUACCUUAUCGCUUUUCCAUCAUCAUACCUAGUCGAAAAAGGCUUCAGUGUGGUUACAAACAUUUUGACAAAACAAAGAAACCGUUUGAAAAUCAACGAACGCGAAGAUUUAAGGCUGCAACUCAUCAAUAUUGAACCAGAUUUAGCUAGAUUCGUAGAAAGUCACCAGGUUCAUCCAUCACACCAAGAUUGCCAGGUCUAG
Molecule: messenger RNA, 369 nt
Organism: Psylliodes chrysocephalus
Lineage: Eukaryota; Metazoa; Arthropoda; Insecta; Coleoptera; Chrysomelidae
Source: the annotation of a GenBank genome assembly